AUGAGGUGGCUGGCCUGGGGGCUCAGCCUCACGCGAGGGAAGGGUCAUCCGCCAGCUGGCCAGGAAAGCGCCAGCAACCUCAGCGCCUUUGGGAUGCGGAAGGGCGCGGCCGUGGAGGGCCGCAGCAGCCCUGGUCCCUCACCGUUCCCCCUUUUGGCCCCGGGGAGACCCCCUCCCUCCAAGCCAUUCACGCCAGCUGAGUCCGAGCCGACCUGGACCGGCCAGCCUGGGAGGAUCUGGGGACGCCGAGUGCCGAUCCAGCAACGGCACUGCCAGCCACGCAUUCCUGCCACAACCCUGGCCACGGGCUCAGCUUCCGGCCCUCUCCCCGGCUUGGUCACCCUCUUCUCCGAUUUGUCACCGUCCUUCUCCAACUCUGUUGCCCAGUACUGGGCACAGGAUGCCACUGACCAGGACAGAGCCCAGGAGGACAGUGACUUCCCAGGAACUGGACUCUGUGCUUCUGCUCUCCUGCCUCGUUUAGCCGGCCGUGAGAAGGGCACGACCCAACUGUGGAUCUGGGCUCUUCCAGGCACCCACGUGGCCAGGGGUUGCCGCCUUCACCUUUGUUUCACUCGUGUUUACACCUGGCGGGAGAAACCUUUAUGGCUGCUUGGACUCCGCCCUCCUGUCACUCUGCUGGGGUCUGUGUCACCCGGGCCGGUCCUCACUCCACUCCUGGUCUGCAGCCGCGAUGGAUUAAGGCUACGCCGAGCGGCAGCAGCGAGGGAAGCAGAACAGCAGCAGCAGCAGCUGCCUCCAAUGCUCCCCUGCGCCAUGGGGACCGGGUGGUGCCUCGUGGGCAGCUUGGUCUUCCUGUGCCUCUCCAUGCCGGGGAGCAAAGGGAGAGAAGAAGGCAACCGAGUGGCUGGUCUGGAGAUCUGGACUCAUGAUGCAGACUACUUGGCCAGCUGUGACUUCAACAACAACUCCUGGCCCUUUUGUGACUGGACCCAGACCUGUGGCACCAACCAAGGCACCUGGAUACGCACCAGGCAUGAUACUCCCACCCCCGGCACGGGGCCAAGUGGGGACUGUCCGGAUGGAAGAGGAUACUUCAUCUACCAAGAAGCCAGCAACUUGAUUCCCUACGACCUCAACAGGCUUGAGAGCCCCCAGCUGGUGGUCUCUGGAGAAGUGUGCGUCGACUUCUGGUAUCACAUGUUUGGCUCCGAGGACUUCAACGAGCUGCACGUGACCCUCUUGGGGGAAGAGGGCGAGUCUGUGGUAUGGAGCCGGACGGGCAGCCAGAGCCCCGAGUGGCAGCAUGGGCUCACCGCGGUCUACUUCACAAAGGAGAGUCGCCUCAAGGUGGCUUUUGAUGCCAUUCGAGGAUUGACAGAAUAUGGUGACACAGCUGUGGACAAUGUGGUUGUCAGGAGAGGGCCUUGCACAUGGACAUCAACCACCCCUGUACCUACCACCACACCGAUUCCUCUCACCCGAGAGUCCUGCCUGGUAUCGGGUGACCCCCAUUACUACACAUUUGACAAGCAGACUCACCACUUCAUGGGCAACUGCACCUAUACCCUCUCUCGCCUAUGUGACCGGAACAGCUCUCUGCUCCCCUAUUUCAACGUGGAAGCCAGCAACGAGCACAGAUGGGGCCACACGCACGUCUCCUACGUUGGGAGCGUGGACGUGGACGUCUUUGGCAUCCGGGUCACCCUGGGAAAGGGAGGAACGGCGAAGGUGGACGGGGAGCCGGUCGUCGUCCCCUCCAGCCCCACAGGGGGUGUGGAGAUCUUACCCAGCG
Messenger RNA from Python bivittatus (Burmese python), 1756 nucleotides. Lineage: Eukaryota; Metazoa; Chordata; Lepidosauria; Squamata; Pythonidae. The record is from RefSeq and is a predicted model, not a curated record.